CCGCCUUAUCAGUCUGACAGUGUGUGUGCCGUCAGCACGUGUUUUUCUGUAAAUAUUUUCAUUUUUUUCCUCAUUUUCACGGUUCACUCUGUGCUUUAAACAUUCCUGGACAAUGCCUCUGAACAUGGACGGACGACUAAGGGAGCUGGCAGUGAAAUUGCACGAAAUAGACGCUGUGAAAUUCGGUGAAUUUAAAAUGAAAUCCGGCAUCAUGUCACCUGUUUACUUUGAUUUGAGGGUGAUUGUGAGCUAUCCGGGAGUUUUGAGUUCUGUGGCUAAUUUACUGAUUGAGGUUAUUGAGGCAAAUCAGCUGAAUUCCAAGUACGUCUGUGGAGUUCCUUAUACGGCCCUUCCUAUUGCCACUUUGGUCUCGGUGGAAUCUAGCCUUCCCAUGUUGAUGCGCAGGAAGGAGAAGAAGGAUUAUGGGACAAAAAAACUCAUCGAGGGACAUUUCAAGUGCCAAGAAAAUUGCCUUAUUGUCGAGGAUAUUAUAACAUCUGGAGGCAGUGUUUUGGAAACAGCCAAUGAUCUCCGGAAUGAUGGGCUUGUCGUGACAACAGCUCUCGUGAUCAUUGACCGAGAGCAGAAUGGAAAGAAACGGCUGGCAGAGAAGGGGAUUGAAAGCUUUUCUCUCUACACAAUGUCUUCCUUUUUGGAAUUUCUGCAGAAAGCCGGGAAGAUUUCUGCGGAGACUGUGGAGUCUGUCCGGAAAUAUGUCGAGGAGAAUAAGUUUCCGACAUCUGGGGAUUCUGCAGUAGUCACUAUGGAUCGCUUGAGGAUGCCUUUUGCUGAGAGAGCAUCUCUGGCUAAGAAUCCCGUGGCCAGGGAACUUUUUCACUUGAUGGAGGCUAAAAGAUCGAAUCUCUGCCUGGCAGCAGAUCUCACAAAGGCCACUGACAUCCUCAAUCUUGCCGCUGAAGUUGGUCCUUACAUCUGCGUCUUGAAACUCCAUGCGGAUAUAAUUUCUGACUUCUCUAAGGACUUCAUAUCAUCCCUUCAGCAACUUGCUGAGAAGCAUAGAUUCCUCCUGUUUGAAGACCGGAAAUUUGCUGACAUUGGAAGUGUCGUGGUGAGUCAAUAUCGCGAUGGGAUCUAUGAAGUGUCUUCCUGGGCUGAUCUGGUCACUGCACAUGUUCUACCUGGCCGUGGAAUCCUUCAGGGUAUCAGGAAAGUCAUGGAAACCUCAGGAACGAAGCGUGGGAUGUUUGUUGUGGCUGAACUGAGCUCAGCAGGAAACCUAACCACACCAUCCUAUGCCCAGGAAGCUGUCAAACUUAUUGAAGGCUCUGAAGAUGCUGUCACAGGAUUUGUGUGCCAAGAUGGAGGCCUCCUGAAAAAUCUUCCAGGCGCUAUUCAUCUGAUUCCUGGAGUUAAAAUUGAGGGAUCAGGUGAUUCUCUUGGGCAGCAGUACAACACUCCGGCAAAGGCCAUUGGAGUCUGUGGGGGCGAUAUUGCGGUUGUUGGGAGGGGAAUAUACGAAGCUAAAGAUGUUGUCCUGGCAGCUGAAACUUACAGAAAUACUUUGUGGGACGUCUACUCCAAAAGGAUUGAAUGAAAAACCCUAACAUUCCACUUUCCAUUCCUUGCCGGACAUCCAAAGUUCCGGCUGUAUCUUCCAUUAUCAAUAAAUACCCUCGAGGAGGUGAAUAAAAACCGUAAAAAAAACCAA
Molecule: messenger RNA, 1669 nt
Organism: Phlebotomus papatasi
Lineage: Eukaryota; Metazoa; Arthropoda; Insecta; Diptera; Psychodidae
Gene: r-l
Product: uridine 5'-monophosphate synthase
Exons: 2
Coding region: 113-1555 (480 amino acids)
Biological process (GO): 'de novo' UMP biosynthetic process; 'de novo' pyrimidine nucleobase biosynthetic process
Molecular function (GO): orotate phosphoribosyltransferase activity; orotidine-5'-phosphate decarboxylase activity
Source: RefSeq, a predicted model, not a curated record